This is a messenger RNA of Brassica napus (rape), 1629 nucleotides long. Its product is annotated as cyclin-P3-1. Gene Ontology annotation, molecular function: protein kinase binding. Lineage: Eukaryota; Viridiplantae; Streptophyta; Magnoliopsida; Brassicales; Brassicaceae. The record is from RefSeq and is a predicted model, not a curated record. Gene Ontology annotation, biological process: regulation of cyclin-dependent protein serine/threonine kinase activity.
GAUGUCUCUUGCCUUUUCAUGACAUAUAAAAGCAUUUUAAAGAUGAAACUUGACUAAUACUUUUUUCCUUAUUAUUUUCACUCGAAGCAAAGAAUCUAAAGUUGCAAAAGCUUUAACAAAAAGCUUCUACUUUGCUUCUCCCAUUCCGCUUACACUCAAUGUGCUAACUCAAGCCAAGAACAACCGGAGAGAUUAUUAAAGUCCUCUCAAUUUGGCUUCAAGGCAGAGAUGGAAACUUCUAUAAACUCCACCACCUCAUCGCUCUUCCAAUGGUUAGGUCUUAUAGAAGAUUAUGAUCAGCCUUCUACUUCUACCCUUCCUAGAGUCAUCACCCUUGUCGCUUUAAUUCUUGGGAAGAUGAUCCAAAAGAAUGAAAAGUCACUCCACACAAGACACAACAAGGAGGGAGAGAUCACUAUGUUCCAUGGAUCAAGAACAUCGAUGAACAUUCAUCGCUACACAGAGAGAGUCUAUAGGUACGCUCACUGUAGCCAUGCGUGCUUCGUUGCAGCCUUUGCUUAUAUCCUGAGGUAUCUAGAAAGACCAGUGGAUACAAGCAUGACUUGUCGUCUCACAUCACUCAACGUUCAUCGCCUUCUCAUUACCAGUCUCUUGGUCGCAGCCAAAUUCUUGGACCGCAAGUGUUAUAACAAUGCGUAUUAUGCAAAAAUUGGCGGAGUGAGCACUGAAGAGAUGAAUAGGCUGGAGAAAACGUUCUUGUUCGAUCUUGACUUUAGACUAAAUAUUACAACAGAGAUGUUUGAGAAACAUUGUCUCGUGUUGCAGAGAGAAGCGGUGCCUUAUGAUUCAAGUAAACUUAUAUCAGUUCUUGGAGAGGUGGUAACUUGUAGCUGCCAAGCGAUUUAAUAAAACAAAGUCCAUAAUAUUUGCUUAGAUCUUCUUUUCUUCACCACAUUUUCAAACUAAUUUGUGUAUUUCUCAUGAUUAUAUGAAGAAACAGAUUAAUGAAAAUAAACGAAACAAGAAGUAAACCUCGUUAAGUUUGGAAUCAAAACUUUUGUUUUUUUUUCCUAAUUGAACAAGGCACUUGAAAGAUAUUUUAUUAAUUAGAAAUGGUCCAUUCAGAGCCAAAUUUGGCCUACUAAAUGUCGACCUAAAAUAAGCUUAUAAAUAUUUCUCUCUCACAUGGUGGUGCUUCCCAAGAGAAAGAAGGAGAAUCAUCGGUGUUAGCUGGUUGGAGUCUUGGAGAGAAGGGUUAGUACCUUUUGAGAAGAAGAAGCUUGGGGUUAAAGAGGAGGUUUACGGCAAGUACUCGUAUUUGAUUCAGUCUGCUAUUGAUUAUGAGGUGUGUUUAAGAGCAGAUGUUUUUGUUGGUAAUAGCUUUUCUACUUUCUCUAGUCUCAUUGUUCUUGAGAGGACGCAGAAGGCGAGGAGGUUAGGGUUUGUGAGUACUUGUGAAGAUGGUGGAAACGUGUGGAGAUCUUAUGCAUAUAAUCUGGCUGGAGAAUCAGAGGGGCUUCCAAGGAGACGGAUGACGAAUAUGACUCAUUCGAGCUUGCAAGCUAUUAGCUAGGGCUCAAAUUCUGUUUCUUGUUCAAAUGAGUGAAGUUGAGACAUUUUAGAAUUAGUUUUUUGGUCUUUUUUAUACAAUUUGUUUAUUUGUGGGGU